Larimichthys crocea (large yellow croaker) is the source of this 2334-nucleotide messenger RNA. It is a transcript of the gene bdkrb1, whose product is annotated as bradykinin receptor B1. The transcript has 2 exons. The coding region runs from base 50 to 1219 and encodes 389 amino acids. The record is from RefSeq and is a predicted model, not a curated record. Gene Ontology annotation, molecular function: C-C chemokine binding; bradykinin receptor activity; C-C chemokine receptor activity. Lineage: Eukaryota; Metazoa; Chordata; Actinopteri; Sciaenidae. Gene Ontology annotation, cellular component: external side of plasma membrane; membrane. Gene Ontology annotation, biological process: immune response; positive regulation of cytosolic calcium ion concentration; calcium-mediated signaling.
CUCUCCUCUAGUUUGCUGUCUUACCAGGAGCUCAGCUCAGCGCACAAAGAUGAACCGUUUUUUAGCAGAUGGCCUUUUUCAUUAUUUCUUUUUUGAACGUAGGAGGAACAUGAAAUAUAUGUUUUUGGUGCCAAUCAUGAAUGUGAACCCAUGGUCUGAAAACUCCAGUACACCCCUCCCAUCCGAACCAUCAGAGACUCCAACCUCUGCAGAAUGGGAAAUGGUCCACACUAUCGUCCCACCAUACAUCUUCACCUUAUCCCUGUUGGGCCUUCUCUUUAACAGCUUUGUCCUGAUGGUGUACUUCCUCCAUAAGGAUCGACUGACUGUAGCGGAGAUCUACCUAAGCAACCUAGCACUGGCUGACUUUAUCCUUUUGUGUGGCCUCCCCUUCUGGGCGAUGAACAUCCUCAACGACUUUGAAUGGCCAUACGGAGAUGCCUUAUGUAAAAUGGUCAACUCCAUCAUCACCAUCAAUUUCUACACGAGCAGCUACACCCUGGUCAUGAUUAGUGUUGACCGUUACCUGGCACUUGUUAAGACCAUGAAGGCAAGAUGGCUGAGACGGAAACUUUAUGCCAAAGUGAUUUGUUUCAUCCUGUGGAUAUUAGGAAUCUUACUGAGCACACCAACCAUUGUCCACAGAAAGGUGAAGUUUAUUGAGGAGUUUCAGAUAAUGGCCUGUAUACUAGAUUACAAUCACGGGAGCUCUUGGAAGUUGGCCAGUCAGAUUCUGAUGAACGUAAUGGGCUUUGCACUCCCUUUUCUGGUCAUUGUCUUCAGCAGUGCCAACAUAAUCAAGGCUUUAGCACAGAGGGAGGAGAGUUUUCAUUAUAUUAAUAAUACAAAGGCCACAAUACUGGUGUAUGCUGUCACACUAUUUUUCUUACUGUGUUGGGGUCCAUUCCAAGUAUUCACCUUCCUUGACAUUCUCUGUGACAUCAAAGCAUUGGAUGAGAUGCUGUGGUUCCACACACUCGAUAUAGGAGCACAGGUUUCAGUAUACCUGGCCUUUCUCAACAGUACUUUGAACCCACUGCUUUAUGUCCUCUCAGGACAGUCCUUUAGGAGGAAAGUUAGUGCCAUCUACAGGAGGACUAAAUAUCAUCGCAGAGGAUCAGACAUGACAACAUAUCAACGUUCUGUUGUGUCAACUUACAUUAACAGAGCAGAGCAAAUUAGGACUGUGGUCAUUUUUAGUGGAAAUGAUAUGUUGUGACUCUUAAUGAUUAUUAAGAGUGAUAUGAUAAUUAUAUGCUCAACUUCUGUUGCUCCAUAUGGAAAUGCAGGAUAUGAGUCACAAAUUGUUAUUUCAUGAAACACAAUAAUAAUGCUCUCACAUGGUUAAACAACACUAUCAGAGGAUGUGCGCAAGUAAUGGACAGAAUCAGAGAUAAUGGACAUAAUCUGGAAAAGCAAUGGAGGCACAGUUUACAACACCCACAAAAACACUUGUAAACAGGAUCUGUCUCUGUGAGCUGUUACAUUGCAUUACUGUUGCUUACUUUGGAUGUUUUAAUGUUAAACAUGCAAAUCAAAACCAGCCUUUUUUUUAGCCAUUUAUUUGUCUUCGACUGUCUUUUGUUGUUGUUGUUUUUUUAUCUUGACUCCACAAUUUACACUCUGCCACCUGUGCACCACGGGUGUACAUUGUGUACAUCUACAUUGUGUAGUACAUCUUGGCAUGUAAAUGCAUGUUAUGUAAGUUUCUCUUUGAUAUCAGUACUCAUUACUACAGGAUAAUUUGUGUAAUUAACUCAAAUGAACAGCUGACAUACUAUAAUAAAUGAUAAAAACAUUAAUCCUGAAUGCUAAGACAUGACAGCUCUCCUUAAAACAAAAAAUAAAACAUAAAAACAUUGUUCAGUCAGAGCAGACUCACAUUAUCACUUUUGAGUAUUUCAUUUUUGCACACUUUAAAUUGCAUACAUUAUUGAGUAUAACUCUGGCAGGGUCUUAAUCUAAAAGUCUUGUCUUUGCCAAAGUUUGCCAGUGGUUCUUACCUUACUGCAUAAAUGAAACAAUACUCCACAGUGUCUCAGUGACAUUACAGUUGGGUGUGGAUAGUUACUGUACUGAUUGUAUUAUUGAAAAUUUUAAUGUGCAAAGUUUCUUGCUUGACAUCUAACAAACGAAAGUAAAUCUAAGUAAGCAAUGUCAUGUAGUGUAUAACAUGUGUCAGCCAACUGGUCUGCUUCAUGUUCAAACUUGACUUGUUUCCACAACCAGAGUUAAUUACUUUGCUCUGGCCUGGUUUAAUCUUGUUAUUCUUGCUCAUGCCAUUUCCUCAGCUUGCUACGCCUUUUAUUGUCUCUUUGAAAAUACUCAAGACUA